GGUAGGCACGGCUGGCUCACCCACAUCCGUUUAUAAUCACUAGGAUGAAUUACUGGGCAAACACUUCUAACUGCUCGUUUAACAGCACCUUGGACGAAAACGGGACGCACUGGAGAGCAGAAUACCCUGUCACCCUUUUCCCAAUACCCAUCCUGACCGGGAUAACCAUCACCUGCGCCUUGCUGUUUCUUAUAGGGGUUACCGGGAAUGUGAUGACAAUUCUGGUUGUCACCAUGUAUAAGGACAUGAGAACAACGACUAACCUUUAUUUGUCCAGCAUGGCCCUGUCGGACCUCCUGAUCUUCAUCUGCAUGCCGCUGGAUCUUUACCGGAUCUGGCGGUACCGACCAUGGAAUUUCGGAGACUUACUUUGUAAACUGUUCCAGUUCAUAAGCGAGAGUUGCACGUAUUCCACCAUCCUCAACAUCACAGCUCUGAGCGUGGAGCGCUACUUCGCCAUAUGUUUUCCUCUCAGGGCUAAAGUACUGGUGACAAAAGGUCGGGUCCGGGGGAUCAUCCUGCUUCUCUGGAUUGUCGCCUUUUGCAGCGCAGGACCCAUAUUCGUCCUAGUCGGCGUGGAGCACGAGAACGGGACAAAUUCCUGGGAGACGAAUGAGUGCAAGGCGACGGAGUACGCCGUCGGAUCGGGACUCCUGACCACCAUGGUGUGGGUCUCCAGUAUUUUUUUCUUCUUGCCGGUGUUUUGCCUGACUGUUCUCUACAGCCUUAUUGGGAGGAAACUAUGGAGGAGAAGAAGGACAGAAAAGAUAGGACCGAACAUUUCUAGUAGAGACAAGAACAAUAAACAAACCGUUAAAAUGCUGGCCGUGGUGGUGUUCGCCUUUGUGCUCUGCUGGCUGCCCUUUCACGUCGGCCGCUACCUGAUCUCCAAGUCGUCGGAGGCCGGCUCGCCGCUCAUCUCUCUGAUCAGCCAGUACUGCAACCUCGUCUCCUUCGUGCUCUUUUACCUCAGCGCUGCCAUCAACCCCAUCCUCUACAACAUCAUGUCCAAGAAGUACAGGUCUGCCGCCUGCAAACUCUUCAGGGGGAAACACGGACCGCGCAGGACGGCAUCCACCAUUAAGGGUGAGAGCUCCCCCUGCUGGACAGAGUCCGGCGUGAGCAUGUGA
Molecule: messenger RNA, 1130 nt
Organism: Brienomyrus brachyistius
Lineage: Eukaryota; Metazoa; Chordata; Actinopteri; Osteoglossiformes; Mormyridae
Gene: ghsra
Product: growth hormone secretagogue receptor a
Exons: 2
Coding region: 45-1130 (361 amino acids)
Biological process (GO): hormone-mediated signaling pathway; G protein-coupled receptor signaling pathway
Cellular component (GO): plasma membrane
Molecular function (GO): growth hormone secretagogue receptor activity
Source: RefSeq, a predicted model, not a curated record